CCUACUUCCGGACUCGCCGCUAUGAUUUGGCGCCAUGAUUUUAGUAUCGCCGAAAAUCGUAGCGUUGUGCAUCUCCCUACUUAUCUCUGCUACCUAUGCGUUAUACCUUUAUCUUUAUUUUUUCGUAUUCAUAGUUUCAUAGAUGGUCGAUUGACGCCGGGUUCAAAAAAUUGUCGUUUUGUGUUGCUCUAUGUUAUUCGACUUUUUGAUCUGUAUUUGAUUGUAUAUCCGUCAUGUGGCUUGUCGCAAUUGGUAUAGAAUAACUAAAGUAUUUCGUAACAUAUUAAAUAUAUUAAAAAUGAAGCUAGUGAAACCAAAUUGGGUUACUCAUGAUGAUUAUCCAAUAUUUUCUGUGGAUAUUCAUCCUAAUGGAAAACGAUUUGCUACUGGUGGGCAAGGAGGUGAUUCCGGUAGAGUAGUAAUAUGGAACAUGGAACCGGUAUUCAAUGAAACUGCUGAAGUAGAUCAAAAUAUUCCAAAAAUGUUGUGUCAAUUGGAUAACCACCUUGCGUGUGUGAAUUGUGUUCGAUGGAGCACCAGUGGCCUUUUGGCAUCAGGUGGUGAUGAUAAGUUGAUUAUGAUAUGGAGAUUAGUAGGAGGUGCUGGUGGUAGUUCCAUUUUUGGUGGAAAAGCUAGUGUUGAAACAUGGCGCUGUAUUUCCACUUUAAGAUCCCAUGAAGGGGAUAUUUUGGACCUUGCGUGGGCUCCACACAGUCCAUGGCUUGCUUCAGCUUCAGUUGAUAACAGUGUUAUUAUUUGGGAUGCUUCAAAUUUCCCAGUAAUUGUGGCUGUACUCAAAGGACACACAGGCCUUGUGAAAGGGAUCACGUGGGAUCCUGUGGGAAAGUAUCUAGCCUCGCAAUCAGAUGACAAAACCUUGAGAGUAUGGAGAACUUCAGACUGGGCAGAAGAAGUAUUAAUAACAGAACCCUUCGACGAAUGUGGAGGUACAACUCAUGUUCUACGACUUUCCUGGAGCCCAGAUGGACAAUAUUUAGUAUCUGCUCAUGCUAUGAACGGUGGAGGACCUACAGCUCAGAUCAUCGAAAGGGAUGGAUGGACGCAAGAUAAGGAUUUCGUUGGACAUAGAAAAGCCGUUACAUGUGUUAGAUUCAAUGGCAACAUUCUACAAAAGAAACAACCAGGUACAUCUAAGCCGCAACAAUAUUGUUGUGUUGCAAUAGGAUCGCGUGAUCGGUCUCUCUCGGUAUGGCUGACUUCGCUUAAAAGACCCUUGGUGGUCAUUCACGAGUUAUUCACGCAUUCUGUCCUGGAUGCUAGCUGGUCACCCUGUGGAUUAUGUUUAGCUGCUUGUUCAAAAGAUGGUACAGUGGCUAUGAUUGAAUUCACGCAGCAGGAACUUGGCCAGCCCUUGGAUCCUGCAGAACAGAGUAUUCUUCAUGAACGACUCUAUGGAAAACCAUUGGUCCAGGGUGGUUGUAUGGUUGUAGAAGCACCUGAACUACUCAAUUUAAAACUUCCAGCACCUCCAACGCUACCACCCGUUGCCCAGUCUAUUCCAAAUUCAAUACCGCCACCAUCCUCCACAUCUAAUACACCAGUCAAAGGUCCUAUUAACAAGCAAAUCGAGACCAGGACUUCAGAUGGCAGAAGACGCAUUACUCCUAUGUUCAUACCACCGCCACCUGAUACAAUGGAUACUUCUACAGGAGGGGGUGUAGGACCGCCAACAUUCACGAGUACGUCACAAAGCAAAAGUACGAUCGUCGUAGAAAAACGGGACGAUGUCGUUACUCCAAAUGUCAGUUCUGCAGUAAAUUCAUCCCUUCAAGGAACACCAACACCGGCGCUUACAUUAAAGCGACGAGAACAAACGACACCUAAGCUACAUCACUCCUCACAGAAUAAAAAACCAAAGUUCGUGUCCGAAAGAAAUCAUCUGGUACUUCCUUCAUUAAAACCAUCGAGUUCUCUAUCUCAACAAGCUGGUCACUACGCCGUAACUGUUACGAACUCGCGAGGCUUUGCUCAUCUUCAAGUGUUUCGUGGAACCGAUUCCGAACCCACUUGGGAUCUGUACUUGGGAUAUAGUGCUGUGGCUCUGGCCGCUUCGCCAGCUGUCAUUGUUUUGGGUUUAGAAGAUGGAAGUAUUCAUACAUUUCAUCCUGCCAAGGGGUCACGACCAGCUCCUCCACUAGCACCUCCAGCACCUUUGGCAAAGCUUCACGCUGUCGGGAAUGUGGUAAUGGUCAUUUCAAGUUGUGGUGCUGUACGAGUUUGGGAAAUAGGAACCUCGUGUCGUUUAAUUGUUUCCACCUCUGCGAGUCAUCUUGCAGCGCCAGGAACGUCCCUAGUAUCCUGUACACUUUAUAACGGAAUGCCACACUUAGCUUUCACGAAUGCACGGGCAUACAUAUAUCACAAGGAAAUGGGUACUUGGGUACUCAUUGGUGACAAUCAGGAUCCUGUUUGGCGAUGGUCUUCUCAAGCAGCUUCCACGACUGCCGGAAGUAGUGCACCUCGUGGACCUCUAUCCUCGUUGCAGGAAGCCUUACACAGAACUGCAGGAAGUAGCCUGCCCAAUCCGAGACUGCCGAAUAAUUCUUCAAGUAUAGUUUCCUAUUUGGAACAACAGUUACUUGCUUCCAAAGCUCUUGGAAGCUCUCAAGAAUACGUCCACUGGCUGAUGGCCCUAGUGUCGUUUUUGCUAACGCAAGAUGGCUUGGAGGAACGAUUAAGACUGAUCCUGGAUGAUCUUAUGGGACCGAGUCAUGGAUCUGUAUCAAAAAGUACCUGGGAACCUAUGAUCUUGGGUAUGCGGAAGCAUAAACUAUUGGGAGACGUACUUGGGGUUAUUGGUGGACAUCUUCGAUGGCAAAGAUUAUAUCUUGAAUAUUCCGAGCAAUUAACGGCUUUCACAGAGUCGUAACAUUUAUAAAUAUGUAUAGAUAAAUGGAUGUGCGCGAAUUGUAUAUUAUUAUGAAUCAUCAUUUAUAUAAAAUCUUCAAGUGCAAGCGUGAUUUGGUAUAUAUAAGGAAGUUAUUAUUAAAAGGAAAACUAAUGAAUCCUCUUGCUUUAAGUUCUCAAAACAACAAAGUAUAGCGAAAUAAUCACGAAUAUCUGAAAGUUCGAUUGAUAACAUUUUCACCGUUUUUCCGUAAUGCCGAUUAUUUGGUACUAAUCCAGAACUACAGUAUUUCUGAAAAAGUAAUAUAUAAAUGGGAAUAAAAGGUCUGUAUAUAAUUCUCAGCAAUCCGAUAUCCAACAUAAAAUGUAUCAUUUAUAAAUCGUUUUGUUUAUUUGAAAAUAUAAGAAAUAUUCUUGGAAA
This is a messenger RNA of Cephus cinctus (wheat stem sawfly), 3289 nucleotides long. It is a transcript of the gene Hira, whose product is annotated as protein HIRA homolog. Bases 299 to 2890 code for a protein of 863 amino acids. The transcript is spliced from 11 exons. Gene Ontology annotation, molecular function: protein binding; nucleosome binding. Gene Ontology annotation, cellular component: HIR complex; nucleus. Gene Ontology annotation, biological process: regulation of DNA-templated transcription; chromatin remodeling; DNA-templated transcription. The record is from RefSeq and is a predicted model, not a curated record. Lineage: Eukaryota; Metazoa; Arthropoda; Insecta; Hymenoptera; Cephidae.